CAAAUCCGUAAAAAAACCAAUUUAAACAAAAUGGAAAAAUUUAUGAGCGAUGCAUUGCAAAAUGGUCACGCGGCAAAUGCACAAAAUGAGGUGCCAGUUGGAUGUGUGUUUGUCUAUCGUGAUGAAAUUAUCGCAUACGGUGCAAAUUUAGUAAAUAAAACAAAGAAUGCAACGCGUCAUGCCGAAUUUAUAUGUAUCGAUCAAGUAUUAGAUUAUUGUAAACAACAUAAUUUACAGUACACCGAUGUAUUUCGUGAAAUUUCGGUUAUAGUUACGGUUGAACCGUGCAUUAUGUGUGCUGCUGCACUCAAUCAAUUACAAGUAAAAGAGAUUAUAUUUGGAUGUGUAAAUGAUCGAUUUGGCGGUACAACCGUGCUCAAUGUAUUUCACCUAUUGAAUUCAAAUGUUAAAUUACAAGGCGACAUUUGUGCCGACCAAGCAAUGGAUUUACUCAAGGAAUUUUAUAAAGGUGAAAAUCCGUCGGCACCAAUUCCGAAAAAGAGAAAAUGCUAAUCGAGAAAACCAAAAUUGGAAAUUAGAUGAAACCUAUAUAAAUGUUGAUCUGGUAUGAAUAAGUUUAAAAUAAAUAUAUAGAUUUAAGUUUGUUUUUUUCAAUGAAAAUAAAAGAGCAAAGUGUUCUAUAAAAUCUAAA
Messenger RNA from Contarinia nasturtii (swede midge), 652 nucleotides. Its product is annotated as tRNA-specific adenosine deaminase 2. Bases 31 to 513 code for a protein of 160 amino acids. The record is from RefSeq and is a predicted model, not a curated record. Gene Ontology annotation, molecular function: tRNA-specific adenosine-34 deaminase activity. The transcript has a single exon. NCBI's taxonomy places the organism in Eukaryota, Metazoa, Arthropoda, Insecta, Diptera, Cecidomyiidae. Gene Ontology annotation, biological process: tRNA wobble adenosine to inosine editing. Gene Ontology annotation, cellular component: cytoplasm; nucleus.